Messenger RNA from Effrenium voratum, 2616 nucleotides. Lineage: Eukaryota; Dinophyceae; Suessiales; Symbiodiniaceae. The record is from the annotation of a GenBank genome assembly.
AUGAAGUCGCCGGCGCUGGGACGACAAAAGCAGCGGAGCACCAUAAAAGCACAAGAGUUGCCUGACAACAACCCAGUCCUCGCGAAGGACGAGGUAUGCAAGCUGCUGCUGGCGCACGCGGAGAUUAAAGAGGCGCUCAGGGUCCCCAGCCAUGCCGAUAGCUUCACGCUGCUGCGUGCCUUGUCGCACGCGCCGAACAAGUUCGAGACGCUGCGGAAUGGGGGGCUCUCCUUGGCGGAGGCGAUGAGAGUGGCGGACCUGUUGGAUUGUGCGCUGCAGGCGCCCCAGGAGAUUCAGGAGCGGAAGAAGGAGUCCAGAAGCGUAGUGACGAGCAUUUUCCUGCCUUGCCUUUGCAUCGUAGAGCUGGUCGUGUGCGGCCUCCUGGUGUGGACGCUGGAAACCUCCACGGGCGGUUGGAACGUGGGCACCUGCUCGCUGGCAAUGUUCACCAACAUCACCUGCAAGGAUCAGACCACCUCCCGCUGCGCGGUGGACGUGGAGGUCCGCGGCACCACCGGUGGGCUGAGGUUUUACACUAUGCAGGGCUGGAAUUUGCCAGUGGCCUAUAAGACCGAGAUGGGAGGCUCAAAUUUUGAAGCGGCGUACCUGGGGGACCGCCUCAAGUGCUGCAACGACGAGAACGGUCACGUGGGUAGCUGCUGCAGCCUGAUGGACCAAGUUUCUGAGAUCUUCUGCGACAACCUGGCCUUGCUGGGCCACACGGCCUACGACGGCACCGAGUGCCCCUCCAACAACUGGGACUGCCUCUUCCUGAUCGACGAGGUGGACCCUGCGCGGGCGAGUGCCGUACAGCCCUACACGCCGCCGGAUUUGGUGUCCUUCAUCGUGGCGGCGGGGGUCGUCUUCAUCUUCCUUCUGCUGGCGGUCUUCUGGUCGCUCAUCGUGCGCUACUGCCAUUGCACAGCGUUGGACAGAGCGAAGGCGCGGUUCCAAGAGUACCUGAAAUCCCUGCAGCCGGAGGCGCGAACCGCCGAAGCUCCAAAGCUCCGAAGCCUUCUGCGCCACCUGGGCGGCGCAGCAGGCAUGAAGCUGGAAGAGAUGAAAGAGGAGCGCGCGACGGUCCGACACGCGGCCGAUCGCAGUCCAAUCAAGAAGGAGCAGAGCCGAUCGCCGGGCCAAGAUUCCUUGCAGCCCGUGAAGCGUCGGCGCCUUCGGCGUCAUGACAUGCAGGGCCAGAACGUGGGCGAAGCCUGCAUCAAGAGUGAGGGCCUUGACUGGCACAGCUUCUGGCAGAAGGUGAAGCAGGAGGUCAGAACUGAAGCUACCUUCCCAACCACCACCAUGGGGAGCGAGAAGGCCAUGAAGCUGGAAGUGAAAGCGGAGAGUCUGGGUUCAGAGUUCCACCAGAAGAUGGCCGCGUGGGCCGAGCGAUGUGCCGAGUUCAAAAGGAAGAGGGCGACUUGGAUGCCCACCAGACCCUGCUGUCCGGCCAACGUCUUCUUCAGCAACCCGGUGGCGCCACAGGAGGAGGACCCGCCCUGCGUGCAGCGCUUGUCCCCGAAGGAGCUGAGCCGCCUGCGGCGGUUCUUCGACCGCGGGCAUCCGAUGUUUGCAGCUUCGCUGCAGAUUGACACGCCGAAGGCCCCACGCGCUGCGGCAAACGCUUCACAAGAGGAUGCCGGCGGCGCGGCAUGCAUGAAGAUGUGGCCCUGGAUGAGGGACCUGCCGAGCAACAUCUGGGCUGGUCGCGGCUGGGCCUACGAUGAGCAGAGCGGCUUGCGGCGCUUGUCCUGCGCAGGCGGUGCAGGUGCCAUGGAAGGCGUCGAAGUUUGGGAGGCCGUUGGCACCGCUGGGCAACCAGCUGCGCAGCUGCCCACUGCCGGCGCACGGUCUGCUGCAGCGUCCAGGCCUGCAGGGGAUGCCAGCAGGAUUCUUCCAGGCAACGGUGUGAAGCCUGCAAAGGUGCUGACAAAGCAGCAGGCCAAGCAGAGCGGCAUUCCCAACAUCAGUUGGCAAUCAGGACUCUUCUGUUGGCGUGUGGAUUGGAGUGAGCGAAGCAAAGGAGCCAGCACGCGACACAGGCAACAGUUUGGCAUCAGCAGCUUCAUGAAGGAUGGCCUCAACGAGGCGGAAGCUGAGGCCGCCGCCCUCGAGGCCGCCAAGGCCUUCCGCGCCCAGCUGGUGGCCCAGGGCCGCAUCAAGGAGAAGCUCCGGGACCAGAGCCUCAGCUCCGACGUGGUUGGGGUGGCUUACAAGAAGGAGCAAAGCAAGUGGAAGGUCGAAAUCUCCCGGCCAGGCGGCGGAAGGCGCAUCCAGGGCGGCUACUUCACGUCGAAGGCUGCAGCGGAGGCGCGGGCCCUGGAGCUCCGACAGCUCCACGGGCUGCAGCGCUCCGUGACGGCCUCCGCCUCCCGGGCGGAGCUGCCGGUGUUUCAGCCCAAGGCGCCCGUCCCGGGCGUUUGUUGGGACCGUCACGGCCAGCGUUGGUGGGCCAUCUGCAGCGGCAAGUCGACGAAGCGGCGCGGGUUCGCGCCCUCGGACCACUCCGAGGCGGAGCUUGAGAAAGCCUUCAGCAGGGCGGUGGCCUGGCUCAAGAAGCAGCGGAAGGAGAUAGCAGCUCAGGGCAACAUUGAGUCAAAGGCACGGAGCAGCUGA